Molecule: messenger RNA, 6964 nt
Organism: Equus quagga
Lineage: Eukaryota; Metazoa; Chordata; Mammalia; Perissodactyla; Equidae
Gene: ZNF550
Product: zinc finger protein 550
Exons: 5
Coding region: 192-1574 (460 amino acids)
Biological process (GO): regulation of cytokine production; regulation of immune system process; negative regulation of transcription by RNA polymerase II
Cellular component (GO): nucleus
Molecular function (GO): RNA polymerase II cis-regulatory region sequence-specific DNA binding; DNA-binding transcription activator activity, RNA polymerase II-specific
Source: RefSeq, a predicted model, not a curated record
UGGACGUUUGUUUGUGCCGGGGCGGGGGUCUGUCCACACCCGCGGUGAGCCCCGCGCCGCUUGUUUGGACGGAAGGCGGAAAGACUGAGAGGAGGACGCACCUCGGCCCCUUUGUAGGACUUGGGGGAGGGUCGGCUGAGCCCGCGGGACGCUCCCUGCCCCCGGCGCGGCCCUGCUCUCCCCACGGUCCAAUGGCGCCGCCGCUGGACCCCGUGCAGGUGUUGGUGACCUUCAAGGAUGUGGCGGUGACCUUUACCCAGGAAGAGUGGGGACAGCUUGACCUGCAUCAGAGGACCCUGUACCAGGAGGUGAUGCUGGAGACCUGCAGGCUCCUGGUCUCACUGGGGCAUCCAGUUCCCACACCAGAGUUUUUCCCCCUGCUGGAGCACAGGCAGGAGCUAUGGACGCUCUGGAGGCUGCAAGUCCAAGAUCAAGGUGUCAGAAGCAUUGGGUUCUACCAAGGCCUCUCAGCUUGGCUUCUACAACAAGAUGGUUUCUUCUUGCUGAUGUCAUUGCGGUCAUCCCAACUGCCCAGUGGAACGAUGAGAAUAAUAACAUGUGACACAACAAAACUUCAGACCAGAGAGCCAAGCACAUCUCAGCUGGUUUUGCCUGAGGGAGACUUGCUCCAGGGAAGCCUGACUGAGGGAUCUUCAAGGGACUCCAGGUUGGGACAAGCCAGGGAUGAGGAAGGGCUUCUGGAAAUGCAGAAAGGUCAAUGGAGGCCAGCAACAGAGCCCCACAAAGAGACCCAUCCUGGGGAAAUAAGCCUUGAAGAUAGUCAUUUGGGGACACAUGAUAGUCUGCAUUCCAGGGUGUUACAGGAGAGAGUCCCUCAGGGAGAUGUCCUCCAUGAACGUGACCCACAGGGACCAGAAAAAGGCCCCACGAUUCAUGCUGGAAGUAACCUGUACAAAUGCAAGCAAUGUGGGAAAGGGUUUAACAGGAAGUGGUACCUUGUUCGACAUCAGCGGGUUCACACUGGCAUGAAGCCCUAUGAAUGCAAUGCGUGUGGGAAGGCCUUUAGCCAGAGCUCAACCCUCAUUCGGCACUACCUCAUUCACACCGGGGAAAAACCAUACCAGUGCAUGGAGUGUGGGAAGGCCUUCAAACGCAGGUCCUACCUCCUGCAGCACCGUCCAAUUCACACUGGGGAGAGGCCCUACGAGUGCAGUCAGUGUGGGAAGGCCUUCACCCACCGCUCUACUUUCAUUCGGCACAGUAGGACCCACACUGGAGAAAAACCCUUUGAGUGCAAAGACUGUGAGAAAUCAUUUAGCAAUAGGGCACACCUAAUUCAACAUUCCAUCAUCCACACUGGAGAGAAGCCCUAUGAGUGCAGUGAGUGCAGAAAGGCCUUCAGAUGCAGCUCAGAACUCAUGCAGCACCAGCGGGUUCACACUGGGGAAAAGCCCUAUGAGUGCACCCAGUGUGGCAAGGCCUUUCACCGGAGCACCUACCUCCUUCAGCACUCUGUCAUCCACACUGGGGAGACACCGUACAAGUGCCUCGAGUGUGGGAAGGCCUUCAAACGCAGGUCACACCUCCUGCAGCACCAGCGGGUUCACAAUUGAGAGCCUGCGAGCACCUGACUGUGGUAAGGCCUUCACCCACUGCUCGUCUUGUCUUGCAGAAGGGGAUCCACACUGGAGGAGAAAACCCAUUCCGUGCAAAGAAUGUUGGAAAGGUUUUUUUGGUCAGCUCUUCAGACACAUGAGUAGUCACAUUGGAGAGAAGCCCUGUAAUGCAGUGAAUGUAAGAAGCCUUCAGCUGCUGCUCCGCCCUCCCUCGCCAUCAAAGGAUUUGUACCAGAGAGAAAUGUGCGAAGGUGUGUCACCAGUGUGUCCAUCUCUGUCAACAUCAGAGAACAUACAGGCAAGACAUUCUGAAUAUAACUACUGAGGACAGUCUUUAGCCAGAAGAAAAAAUCUUACUUGCCAUCUGAGAAUUCAUAAUGAAGAGGAACACGUAAUUGUCAUGGUUGUGAGAAAACCUUCCGUGACAGCUCUUAUCAUGUGGGGUCAUACUGGGACUAGAAGUAGCUCGGGCUUUCCCGUACCUGUGAGAAAGCGUAGAGGAGGCUGGCCCAGCAGCUCCUGUGCACUUACCGCCACCUUCAGCCACAGGUCCCCCUUUGGUUUAUGCUUAGAAAGCCAUCUCAGGAUUAUUUCAGAAAGAAAAGUAAAAAGGAGAAGGAGGAGAUGGAGACGGAGACUAUAAACGGAAAGACAAAUGCCUUCACAAACCCUUUCGGACUCCCUGCCGGGCCUCUUGCAGUGUCUCAUCAGUUCUAAUUUUCGGUGGGGGAAUAUUUGAGAGGUAAAGGAUCUCAGCCCUUCUACUUGUUUCUUAUAUGUAUUCACUGCUGUCUUGUCAGGGAGGCUGGACAGUGAGGGCAGCUCUACAAAUGUUUGUGGGGAGCCUUUCUUCCAAACAUCUCCACCCAUGAGGAGCAUAAUUCUUUGUGGGAAACGUGAAGGCUUGAGUCAUGAGAUACUUGAACUUGUUAGAUGUUAGAAAACUGAAAUAACAUCACCUAACACUUAUCUUCUAUUUUAUAUCUAAGGAGAGAAGUCACAUACAGAUUGCCAUGUUAAAAUGUGCACCCCUUACAACUGGUUAAGGCUUUGAGUUUUAGACGUAAACUCUGCUCGUGUGGUAUUAAAUGCCCAACAUACUCUCACUUUUUCUUGAUUCCAUUCUACUUGUUUAUUUCCUUUCUUUUCUCAGACAGCAUGGUGAUAAUCUUGUACUUGUGAGGCCUCAGGUGAGUCCUAAUUCUUUCCUCUUCCUGGUGUUUCCCAGGUUCUUUAAUCCCGUGUGGAGGACUGGGCAUUUCCACACCCCCUCUGCUGUUUUCUAGGGGUUGACUUACAACUAAAACCAGUAAAAUGAAACACAGAGCUGAGGUAAAUUCAUGAUAAACUCAGAAAAAAAAAGUCAGAGGAUUCUCAUUGUCUGAUCUUAUAAACGUUUGUGUAGAGUUUUGUUACAAAAUAAAGUGCCAGGGAUUUUAGCAGGAGACUCUGGAUGUGUACAUGCCAGUGUCCGGUUUGUCUGGUUUUCACACUUGCCACCAUGGUCUUAUUCUCUUGGUGCUGGCAUUGGAUGUGUUCAUUUGAAAUUCGUCCAGAGGGAUUUUCUUUGAGACUAGUUGUGAAGUUACACAAGAUAAUCAGUAUUAACUCAGGUGAAAAAAUUUAUUGUACAGAAAAAUAUACAUUUCGUCACUAGAGUCUUCCUUGGAGCCUUUUAAAAGACCUCAUACAAGCUUCACACUUGCAGAGUGGGUAUGUGCCUUUUUUGUGGUGCAUAUACUGUGACUGCACUUCUUGAUGAGUUAAUAAGAACUCUAUUUUUCUGUUUGUUUUCAGGAUAGUGUGCAGUUUCCUGUUUUUUGGGAAAGAGAGUUGACUCAUGAAGACCCCAGCCUCCUGCCUCCUCUCUCUCUCGAGGGUGGUAUAUUGUAGUUGUGGCUGUAAUUGUGACUGAGCCACUGGGUUCAAGAGUUGGAGAAACUCCUCCAGAAACAUCUUGGCUCUCAUCAAAGGGUUCUUUCCAUGCCUGGAACCCGGGCUCCAGUUUGUCCUAAAGCAGGAGUGAUGUGUUUUCCGCUGGAUGAAGGAAACCCCAGGGAUUGUUCCCUCAACUCCGAGCUCUUUCCAUCCAGUCUUCACUUACGUAUUCAGUGUGGUGACCUACAAUAUAUUUGCUGCUCUGGUCAGCAAAUCUCGUGAGACCUCCAUCCUUCAUCUACGUGAACACUCACUGUGCUGUGGGCACACUGGGCAGGGAGGCACUCAUGUGACUGACAUGGGUCCUGCCCUUGAGCAGGGAGGGAGCUCACUGUCGAGUGUAGGUGAGCAGAGUACGCUGAACUCUAGAGAGACAGAAGGAAGCUGAGCACACGGCUUUGCUGGAUUCUUAAAUCACCUUGAAGAUUCUGUCUCCAAAAUCAGAUUCUUCCCUAUUCUUGAGAGCACUCAGGGUGCUGAACCUGAAGGGAGGGCAGUGAGUGACUGAAGUUAGGAUGAGUAGCAGAGAGAUGCAAAGGGAGAAGAAAGUUAAGGUGACAUUUAUUCAGUGCUCCAAGAAAUAAUUUUUGUCUGUCAUAUGUGGGUCUGGUACUUUAAUAGAUCUGUGAGAUGCACAUACACAAAACAUAAAAGUGAUUUUGCCCACAGAGAACUUACAUUCUGACUGAAGGAAACAGCCAAUUAACAAUGGCCCUAAGUUAUGAAGUUGCAUAGUAUGUCAGAAGGAGAUGGAUUCUAUGGAAAAGUGAAAACAGCAGGUCCCGGGUGAGGAAAAUCACAGCGGCAGGGAUGAAUUACAACAUUACCAGACUUCACAUUAGGACUGACGAGGAUGCGGCUAUUUUAGCACACACUGUAGAGGUGAGAGAAGACAGUUCAUUUCCUCCUUUCUAACGUGUACGUAUUUUCUUGUCAUAGAGCACUAAAGAGUCCCUGUGAAGUAAUGUUGAAGGACAGUGGAGAUACCAAUUUUUCUUUUGUCUCUGAUCUUUGAGGAAAUAACAUGAUAUAUAAGGCAUGUGCUGUAUAAUUUUUUGGCAGACUUUUUAGAUGUUUAAGGAAAAUCCAUUCUGUACUUUAUUCAAAAAGAAAUGCCAAGAAUUGGUGAUUUAGCAUCAAAUUAUGUUUUAUGCAUCUUCUGAGUUGAUUGUAUGAUAGAUAGCAUUUUCUAUGAAGUGAUGAAAUACACGUAUUGAUUUUUCAUUUUUAUAUUUUUCAUAUAGUUUGAAACUUACAGAAGUUGCAAGAAUAUUACAAGAUAUUCUUGUAUAAAUUUUACCCAGAUUUAACAAUUGUUUUGCACCUUUUCAUUUAUCAUUCUCUCCCCCCACAUACGUGUGUGUGUGUGUGUAUUUCUAAGCAAUUGGAGUUAAAUUUCAAAAUACUUUUCCUCUGUACUAGUGAAUACUUCAGUGCAUGUUUCCUAAGGGCACAUUUUAUAUUAUUGGAGUAGUAUCAUAAUCAGGAAAUUCAGCGUUGGUAAUUACUAUUCUUUCAUCAACAGUCCAUAUUCAGAUGUCAUCAUUCACGCUAAUAUUGUCCCUUAGUAUUCCCAUGGUUCCUGACCAAAUCUAGAACUGCAUAUUGCAUGUAGUUAUCAUCACCCCUUACACUCCUUUAAUGAAGCAGUUCAUCAGCCUUUCAUGAAGGUCCUUGGACUUGACAGUUUUCACAAAGACAGCUCAUUUAUUUUGUAAAAUCUGUUUCUUUGAUGUUUCCUAAUGAUAUUUUUCUUUUGCAUUGUUUUACAAUGAAAUCAUAGAAGUGACAUUAUGUCUUUCACAGCACAUCAUAUCAGGAGGCACACGAUGUCCAUGUUUACCAAUUAUUAACUUUAGUGACUCCUGUAGGUUUGUGUUCUUGACUUCAAAAUUACUGUUUCCCUUUAUAUUUAGUAAAUAAUUAUUCAGAAAAUAUUCGAAACCGUGUCAAUGUACCGAUCCGCAGCAAUACUUCCUCCCUUGGUUUAAGCCACCACUCAUGAUUUUCAGAUUCCAACAGUCUUCCACAUUUAUUUGUUGUCAUUCGACCUUGGAAGUAAGCUUUCCCAAAGAAAUGUCUUUUCAUUAAUUUGUAUCAGUGUGGGCCAACGGAUCCUUAAGUGUUUAAGUGGGUUAUAACCGACCACUGUCAUUUAUUUUGAUGCUCAAAUUUUCCUAGAUUGACUCCAUGAGAGUUCCUUCAAGCUGGCUUCUUUGUCCCCUUUCCAUAUCGCCAUCACAUUUUAGGCACUUCUUUGUGGUACAAAAGAUACUCCAGUUUCAUCUUGUAACUUUCCUUGCCCUGCCAGAAAUCAGUCUUUUCUCCAAGUAGUUUUUCUUCUUUGUGGUAGAGAAAGGUAUUGAGAAAUCAAGAGCUGGGUAUUGGAAGAUACUUAAGGACACGGGUGAACCAUUGCUUCCAGGCUGCUUCUGACUACACUGAAUCUGCCUUCAUAAACACUACCUGUGUCAUGGCAAACUAAAAACCAUUAACGUUUAGGAAAUGAUUUAAACUUUUUAAAAGUAAAAUGUCUAUUCAGAGGAAUACACAGAUAUACUCAGGAGAAUACGUAAGUACAAUCUGAUGACUGACAAAUGCCUUUAUCCAUGAAACAACUUCCCAAACUAUACAACGAUUCCAUGAUGCCAGAAAAUGCCCACUUGCCUGAUUCAGUAAAUCUCAGAGCUCAUCACUUUUCUGAUUUUUUUCAGUGCAGUUGUUUGCCUGUUGUCUCAUUGGUAUCUAAGUUUUACCUGCCCUGAGUUUUAUAGAAGUAUUUAAUUGGAAAUAUUAAACAUAUCAAGAUUUUUACUUUUUCUGGAUUUUUAAAAUAAUUAUCCAGGCAUAACAAAAUUAUGCUCCUAGGAUUUUUUAAUAUUAGUUUUAGCUUUACAUUUAUUCUUAGAGCAGCUCAAGUCUGUCGGUCUACGUGGUGUUUUCUAUGAAUCCAAAUAAAUGGGACUAUUUGGUGCUAGUUACCAUCCUAGGAUAUCACUUUGUGAUAUCCAGUGACUAAGAACACCCCACCCUCACAGAGCUUGUAGUGGAGCCAAAGUAGGGAAUUAUGUAUACAAUAUGCAAAGAUUACUUAAUAUACACAUGCUGUAUUCCUCAGUGAAGAAGUUCAAGGUCCCUUGUGAGUGUAUAGUGUAUGAAAACCAUCAAAUUUGUGAACGUAAGUAAAAUGUCACCAUUUUAUACAUAAGUAAAAUAUUUAGUGUUACACAGGGCCUUUUAAUAGUUUUAAUAUUUUUUUCUAAACCUAGAUGGAUGAGGAUGCAUCUAUCAGGGAAAAUCAUCUGGAAUGGCCCAUGUCGGGAAUGCACAUGCAGCCUUAGUGAACAAAGAAAACUCCCCAAAACUCUAGUGUUUGCAGUUGAUUACUGUACAUCAGACAAGAAUUCUAACCUUUGUCCCAACAAUAGUGCAGGUCAAUGAAGGGCUUC